Messenger RNA from Galleria mellonella (greater wax moth), 15951 nucleotides. It is a transcript of the gene tweek, whose product is annotated as transmembrane protein KIAA1109 homolog. The coding region runs from base 181 to 14565 and encodes 4794 amino acids. NCBI's taxonomy places the organism in Eukaryota, Metazoa, Arthropoda, Insecta, Lepidoptera, Pyralidae. The transcript is spliced from 53 exons. Gene Ontology annotation, biological process: synaptic vesicle endocytosis. The record is from RefSeq and is a predicted model, not a curated record.
UACUGGCAACACUGAGAUUUAGAUAUGUCAAAAAGCGAACUACGGAUGGGAAGUGAUUCUAAUUGAUAAGAAAAGAAACAAUAAAAAAUUACGAUGAAAAUGUAUAUUGUGCUGAACUUAUUACACUUUCUCCACCGUAUACAAUGUGAAGAACAGUUGUGAAGUUAUUUAUCUGACAACAUGGAUAACUUCACCGAUCCGGUGGCACAAAGAUGGAAUUCGUCGUCCAUAGACUUCGCGGAGAUUACGAUGGACCGAAACUUCGCCCUCCUGCUGGUGUCGCUCAUCUCCGCUGUUCUAUGGAUCGUCUACAUCACAUACUACAACAGCCGUGUUCUCGGCUACCUAUUGACGAGACUGAUCAACAGAUUUUACUUCCAAGAUGAGAACUUCAAGAUUGGAUCGUUCACACUCAACGCUCUCUCUGGUAAAAUAAUGUUCCGAGACAUAGUGUACAUCAACUAUGAUUACACGCUGCGCAUACAGGACGGAUACUUGAUAUUCAGGUGGUGGCGCUCUUACGUGCCUAAAGAUGUCUCUGAAGACUUGUCACAUUCUGAUACCCGGUUAUCCAUUAUGUUAAACGGCUUCGAACUUCAUUUCUACAAUCGGUGCGACCUUUACAAUGAACUAGAGAAAAUAUUUGGAUUAGACCCCGUAAUUAAACAGCAAAACGACGAUGACUCUACAGAUAGAGAUAAAGCUAUGAAUGACGCUAACGAGAAGAGACGCCGCGCCCAAGACACGGUGAGGUCAGAGGCGGCUAUGGCCAGGACGUGGCGCGACCUCAUACCGGUUAUUAAGAUCGACAUCUGCUCGGGUAGAAUCGUUUUUGGAAAUCGUUUAGUACCAACAACAUUGUCUAUAAGCAUUGAAGAAUCUCACUUAGUUUACAGUACAAAACCACCCGCCUCUAGUUUAGACCACCUUAUGCAUUUUGUAAAAGCCAAAGCAGAAAAUUGCAAAGUCAUUUUAGCUCCCAGUCCUAAUUACACAGCUAUGGUAGACGAGCCACCGAGAUUCAUGGGAGAGGGAUUCGUGGUAAUGAGUUCAAAUUACAUUGAAGUCUAUUUCUAUAUGGAUGAACCGGGAUUGGUGCCUGAACAGCCGGUUCUUCUCCAGUUGGCUAAUGGUGAUAUAGUGGAGUCCGCACCGCCUAUUUGGGGAGUCGAUAUAAAAUGUGGCAAAGGCACAGAUUUCAGUUACGGUCCAUGGGCUGAUAGACAGAGAGACCAUUUAUUCAGAUUCUUUUUCCCGCCAAAUUACAAAAGUUUAGAAGUUACACCGCAACCAAAACCUGGCGACAGAAGGCAAACACAAUCUUUCGAUAUCCGGUUAUCGACGCUAAAUGAAGCGACUAUAGACAUUUUAUUCACAAAAAACAAAGAAACCAAUGCUGUCCAUAUUAAUAUUGGUGCUGGAUCUUAUUUGGAAGUAACUCUACCAUGGAUUGUUUUGCAAGAUGGAUAUACCACCAAAAUUACUGGGCAGCUACUUCAUCUUGAAGCGACAACAAGUCUUCAAUAUAGAAGCUUGGCAGAAAGUGAAACUCUGGAAUAUACCGUCAAAUGCCAUUACCCUCUUGUUUGGAAUCAUCAUCAAUGUUGGCAGUUAGGUUUGACAGGAUGCAAAGCAACAGCUCACCUUGUCUAUACCCAUAUAGAUUUCUUUCAGGAUCUGAUAAAUGAUUGGUCAAACAAAUCACGUCCCGAUAUUUUGCAUUUUGUUCCAUAUACAUGGAAAAUUUCGCUAUUACUAAAGGAGUGUGAGGUGGUAACAGUGAGUAAUCAAUAUAAUUGGAUAGACUGCAGUUCGACUAAUCAAGAGAAUAAUCACGUCGCUUUCUGUGGCGAUCUUUUGGACGUGUCGUUUGAUUUGCCCUUCAUUGAUUUCCUACCUGAUGUUAUACCUUUGAAAAUCUGGAUUCAAGGGGAAGCGGUAGAUAUGAGCCUCUAUUUACCAGAAGUGAAUACUUCAAGACUGUUACUACUGUCUAUUGACAAAAAUAUGAAAUUGAUUCCUUGCAGAUUAAAGGCGUCAAAAUGGCGAAGAAAGUGUGUAAAAUCACAGGGAUGGGUGGAUUGUUGGUCUGUCCCUAUUGUGGCCUUAAGUGUCAGGUAUAACUAUCAUCCAAUUCCACCACUGGGGCCUGAGCCACAAGCUGACAUUACUACACCGGAAAAAGAAGAGAUUCUUUUAUCUCCAAUGAGAAUACCCAGAAUGAGAAAACAGCCUCAACUAAACUGGGCCUUAGACGGAAACAAAUUUGACCGUACUUCAUUGCCGCCUGAUAAGGUGAGCGUAGAACUAGAGGUAGGGCCAUCUAUCUUACUCGCCUAUGGAACAAUUAUAACAAGUUUCAUGAAUUUACUUGAAAAUAUAUUUGGAGAAGAUCAAACUUUUACAGAUAUGCAAAAAGUACCAGUCAAUGAAAACACUAUGAAACUGAAUGACAGAAGCAGUAUCAAUCAACAUACUGAUAUAUCGAUUGAUGACUCGACAGAUACAAGCAAGGGCCCUUUUGAUCCUCGACGUUGCAGACCGCUGGAUGUUACGGUUUCGAUUAUUAUUCACGACAUUCAGGCACAUUUAGUAAAGAAUUGUAGUGAAAAUGAGCCUCCGUGUCCUGUAAUAUUAAUAGAGAGAUUUGGAUUUGAAAUGGACAAAAGCUUUAAAGAAACUAAACUUCAAUUACUUUUGAGCCCUUCAAUAUUGGUGUCAUCUACUAAUAUGUCACGGAAUAAUCCAAAUAAUUCUGGAGCAUUAUACCAAGGCCACUUGAUGCUGUCCUCUUUCCAAUUACGAGGAAAUGGUUUCUUUAGUGAUACAAAUCGUUCUGUUGAAGAAGAUACCAUAGAAUAUGCUUGGAUGAUGGAACUACAGUUAGGUCAGUUAACGGGCCGUCUGACUUUGCCCCAACUUUAUCAAAUCAUUUCAUCUUUAGAGACCUUUUUGUUGUUAAUUUGUGACAGCGAAAAUGAAUUGGUUCCACCAAAUUCUACUAAAAAUUGUCAUCAUGGCACUAAUACCAUAAUGUGCCCUGAAACCGAUAGUACUUUAAAGUACCGAUGUCCAACUACAAAUGAGAUAAAAUAUAGAAUGAUUCGAGUUGCCAUCGAUCUGAUCGAUAUCUAUGUAGCCGAUACGAAUACGACUUUGCAGUCUUGGAUAUCACCAAUAAGAUUGAGUUUCUGUAACCUUCAUGGAGUUGGUUUUGGUACAGGCAUCACAGCAUUAUUACCAAACAUAAAACUAGCGCUUUACACUCAAACGAAUUUGCAAUCUCAUCAUCAUUCCAAUGGGAGCAACAGCAGCCAGCAUAGUAAACAGGCAGAUAAUGAUAAUUGGGUAGGAGUUGGAUCUGUAUCGUUGGGUCCUGUGUUGAUCGAAGGGGCUUCGUCUCUACCCCAAAGCCCAAAGAACUUACAUUUUGUUCAGCAAAAGUUCCUUAAAUUACACGAUGAAAAGACAAAACGGCUGUGGUUUAUGUGGCCAAACGAAUUAAAAAGCACACAAUGUGGCUGCACAGGAGGUUGUGCAUUUUUUGGUUCCAACAGAAAUGGUCCUAAUUUCUUAAAACCAAAUCCAUCAGAUCUUAAUGACGGCAUUAACGUGGCUGUAUUUAAUGUAAUAGAAACGACCCCUGGAGAAUACGGUUAUGGCCAGAGUCUAUUACAUCCUGGACAACUGGUGUUCCAUACACCGCCUUAUAACAGUUUAAAUGUAUGUCUUCAGCCAACAAAUGUCGCUACUUUGAUACCAUCACCACUUCCUCAAAAUCUGAACAAAUCUCCUCAAACUGUAGAACGCCGGAGCUUAACCAGAAGGUUCUCGUAUACAAGUAUGAGCAAAGGGAGUAAUAAUGUUCUGGUCUCGAGCACAAAGAGCGAUGUUCCAUAUGCACGCCUAGUUGAUUCCAAUGUUCCAUUGGGAAGUUCCAAAAUCGAUAGUGAUUCGAAAUUGAACAAAAGCAUUCUGAAUGUGCCACAAAUGGAGAGCAGCGUUUCUGAUUCUAAGCUGGCUUUAAGUUGUGGUGUAAAAGAUAAUACUAGCGCGAGCUUAAAAAAACAGAUGCAACCCGAUAGCGAAUCAUUUAUAGUGCCUAAAGUGCCAACCAGGAGUGUCGGAGUUUCUGAAUCUCACUAUUCUCUCAACUCGCAAGCACCUCCGGAGGACACUGUGCCACUAGAAGUACAGAGGACUAUGUCGAUAACCAGCGAGAAUCAUUCCGAAGCCUUCUUCUCAGCUGACGAAGACAUGUUCCCGAGUCGCUCUUCAAGUUUAAAACAUUCCUUCGGCAGUAGACAUAGCAACCAUAAAGAUAAAAGUUCUUUCGGUAUAAAUGACAUAACUAAUGAGAAAUGGACUAAUUCCAUGCCAAGAUCAGACAUUUUUGAUGGGCCAGCAGAUACUAUAAGCAAUUUGAGCACAGGUGCUCAACCUGACUCUGAAAGUGGGUCUGUAUCAUCGACAUCUUUUAUAUCUGCUAUAUCAUCACAAGAGGAUAUGACGCUUGUCAAUUUACAUAUGCAAACAAAUAAACCUAUAGUGGACUCACCAUUGCUUAUGUCCAGCUAUAUGCAUAAUUUGCCACAAUACAAGUGCUUUAAUUGGGCUACUUGUUCUCUACCCAGUGGUAGUGAUGUUUAUACCCUGCCCUUGUUUAAAAGAGCAGAAGAUGGCACUUUGGUUUACGUCGGACAAAAGUAUCUGCCGAAGUUCGAGAUGUCUGGAAAGGUUAAUAAUAUUUUAAAACUGAUUCCAAAGAAAGAUGUUCACAACAAUCAGAACCAACAUGGCCCAUAUUCGAACUUAACGCCUCAUUUUAAUUCUCAAAUCAAAGCACAUCCUUAUCCUCAUGCCUGGUGGGACGUGCAGCAAAGUGUCCAAGAUAAUCAGGAGAAUAAUACUGAUAAGAGUACGACGUCUACAGCAACAACAACCAGUGAUAGUAAAAAUGGAGUGUUUGUAAAACUCCGUGGAGAAAUAGACAUCAUGUUAACUCCACUAGUCCUGGAAAGCACGCAGAAAUUUGUUGAAUCACUAACUCCGGUGUUGGCAAAUGUUCACCCUAUUACAGUGAUCAACCAUUUAAGACUUCUCUGUAUUUCUUCUGUUGAAAGUGCUAACGUAUUAAAACAGAAGCAGUAUGUAAUGAACUGGCUGCCACAGAUGCAGGCGCAUAGCCAAUCCAACUUUGAUGACAAAUGCAAGCUUGCGACAAUACCGCACUCGAAUGUGUACGAAGAAACAAUAUGUGACCAAUUGCAGGCCACUGUAUCAGUGCCUAAAGUGAAUAUGAUAUUCAUUCAGUCUUCUGUUGUCGAAGAUAUGAUCUCGUUUUCUGCUUUAGACAAUAUUCAAGACUUGACAUGUGUGUCUCUGUUUGGCGUCUCGGUGGAGAAUAUUACGGCAAAAUAUGUGAGUUCAAAGAAGACCUUGGAUUCCGUGCAGUUGUAUUAUAGACCUACAUUGCGAGCUCUUGGGAGCAAGAAGACUUUUGGAAUCAUGAAAGGCCCCAGAGCACUAAUAUCUACACAUUCCGGUGGAUCUGGACGAAAGAGAGGACCGGAGAAAGGAGACCCGGUGUACAUAGAAACAUCUCAACAGCAGUGCGAGGAUACAACGUUUACUUUGAAUGUUGGCAAGGUGCACGGUCAACUGAGACGUAUACGUAACGAGUCAUCGCAACUGAAGGAUGCGACGAUCACGGGCAUACCGUGCCAGCACUCCAAAGUAGCGUUCAAGUUCAUUAGAGCGGACUCUUGCUCCAAAGGCUGCGAAUCUAUGUGUUGUCAAAAUGGAACAACUGAUAGAGAUAAGGAGAAUGCUAUUGGCUACAUAAUGUUUGAAUGCGGCCUCGAAGGUAUAGCGAUUAAAGUAUCAAAACAUUUACAAUGCCAUAAACCGAAUGAAGAUAAGAAACCGGUUCGAACGGACAGCGAAAGCUGUAGGGAGUCCGUGAAAUCGGCAGAGGAGUUGAAACCAGAUAAGGAGCGGAAUUCAAAAAGUCGAAGUGCCGGUAUCGAAGACCUAUUCCGUAAGAGAGAGUCGAAUUCCAAACCUAGUACCCCCAAUUUGGGGAAUGCUCAGCCACCUCCAGUUCCGCCAGAACCCUCCACGCCGGGUCCCGACGAGCCCUCCAUUAACGACAGCAGCAGUACUAUGGUACCCGUAAAGGACAAUGGGAAUAUGUCGUCCUGUGCGAUAGAUCUCAAAGUAGUUUGGUUCAAUUUUGCUGCUCCACCUCGGACGCCAAUCACAAAGAAGAUUGACUAUACCAGAUUGGAUUGGAACUUGCUGAGUACUGCGUCGCCGGCGAUCAACGCGUGGAUGAACCCGUGUAACCGGUUGGGUAUCCGCGUGGUGGCGCUGUACCGCGCCCACGCCCGCCGCCUCACCGCCACCGCCGCCAGCCUCAUGGCCGCCGCGCUCGACCUCGCGCCACAUCACGCGCUGCCCAAGAGCCGGUACGGGCGGCACACGCCGAUGGCGAAGCAGCUGCGCGAGGAGCCGUCGCUGCAGCUGUGCGGCGUGCUGCUACGGCACGCGCUGCAGGCCGACGCGGCUGCCGUGCAGGCUGACCUCGCCGAGCGCCACCUGCCCUCGCUCUCCACGCUCCGGCAGGGCGUGAUAGUGCUGAGUCGGCAGUGGAAGAACAUCUUGUACACGCCACUGUUGCUGGAGCAUAACUACAAGAGCAAAGUGAUGAAACCGCUCAACGUAACGUUUGCACUGCCGGACCUUCUCGAAGACUCAGUAGAAGGCUGGCAGGAGUAUCAGCUGGACAACGAGACCCUGGACGAGAACUGUCUACUGCUCAACAUAGAGACGGACAAACUUCACAUUCCUGCGUCGGCGGCGGGCGGUAGUCCGCGGCCGCACUCCUUCCCGUCCACGCCGCCUUCCGUGCGCGGCGCGCAGAGCAGCCGCGCGAGCCUAGUGUUCCCGUCGCUGCCCUUCUCCACCAGGAAGCCCGCCUUCCAGGAUGAUGCUAUUGCUAACUACGGCACGUUGAAGGAGGACCUGCCCACAGUGGGCUCGAACCCGUCGCUGUACUCGCCGCACGGCAGCGACGAGAACAUCAAGAACGACCGCGCCCGGGAGGACCUGUACCAGUGGAUGGCCAAACAGGAGCCCAUCAAAGUCGAGCCAAAAAGCAAGAAGCCUUUCCCAGCGUCGAAGAUAAACCCUCGCACGAUGGCGGCGUCGCUGCCGGCGUGCAGCCUGUACCCGCUGCAGGGCUCGCUGAUGCUGCUGGACGCGCACCUGGUGUUCCAGCCGCUGCUGGCCGCGCUCGGCGUCUCGCCGCACCAGGUCGCACACGGCGAGUCGAAGAACAAGAGCGGUCCGGGCGAGGCCGGCGGCGGCGGCGGCGGCGCGGCGCCGGCGCUGGAGUCGCUGGGCUCGAAACUGUCGCUGCUGGCCUGGAUGGACAUGUUCCGCAUUGACAUCGUCGUCAGCCACCUGCCGGCCCGCGACCGACGGCACGCCAAGGGGAAGGGCACUUCGAGCCACACAGACAUACCGUCAGAGACGCCGGCGUUCCUCUGCGAGAAGGUGUCGAUCGACGUGGACGUGAAGAAGGUAGCGGACGUGACGGUGGACGACCUGAUCCAGCGGCAGAAUGUGCUGUACAUUUCGCGCGGCCAGCUCAAGAAGCACAUCAGCACCAUGCUCAACUUCAAUGUCAGCGUGCGCUUCAUAUCGCAACAGGUGAAUAUGCCGCUGCUGCGACUGCUGCAUCAGAUCAGCAACAUGUACCAGAACGUGAAGGACACGCAGACGGAGCUGCGCACCCAGACCAAGAUAUCGCACAGGCAGAACAAGCACACCUCCUCAUCAGUGUCGGACUUCCGUGAGACGCUAGUGAGCGUGUCGUCGCUGGAAAAGGAGCCCCCGUUGGUGUCGGCGGUGGCCGUGCCGGGUGUGGCGGGUGUGGCGGGUGUGGCGGGUGUGGCGGGUGUGGCGGGGGAGGCGGCGGCGGAGGGCGGCGCGCGGCGCGGCUCGCAGCUGAGCGCGGCGCGGGCGCCGCUGGCCGCGCCGCGCCCGCGCCCGCAGUCCUUCGCGCAGAAGCUGCGCUCCACCGGCAAGACCGUCAAGGGGAAGCUCGGCUACAGUUCCCUGAACGAGGGCGCGCACACGCCCAUGUUCAGCUCGGAGCUGCUGGCGACGUCGCCGGCCCCUCCCCCCGCGACCGCCGUUGCCGCUGUCGGCCCCACGCCCGCCGACACCAAGUUGGCGCCGCGCUGCUGGCGCACCGUGUACCAGCUGCUCGACCUCUAUGCCAACAUGCCCGACGCCGAGACCAUCACUCACAGGUUUUCCGUGACGACGGAGAUCCCGGAGCAGUAUCGCGCGGGCCGGGCGCGGCCCAGCUCGCGCGAGCAGACGGCCAGCAACUCGUCCGCCGCCGCCGUCACCUCCGCCGUCACCUCCGCCGUCACCACCGCCACCGCCGCGCCGCGCGGGCUCGUCGUCGUCGGCCUGGCCAGGAUCCACCGCACGCGGCUGCUGGCGUCGCUGUCGGGGCUGAAGCUGGAGGCGGAGCUGACGUCGCUGCAGGGCUCGCUGGCGGGCCGCGGGCCGCGCUCGCUGGCCGGCACGCUGGGCCGCGCCGCCAUCGUGCUGCUGGAGGGCGCCGCCCAGCCGCCGCCGCCGCCGCCGCCGCCGCCGCCGCCGCCGCCGCACCACCAGCAGCACGCGCACCUCCCGCAACCUACCGCGCAGACUGUGGUGCGCGUGACGGUGGGCAAGUCGCAGGCGCUGUACACGUGGGAGGCGCGCGCGGCGGGCACGGCGCUGGGCAGCGUGGGCGGCGUGCGCGUGGAGCUGCCGCAGCACCCGGUGGCGCUGCACGGCGUCAUGACGCGCUCCAGCCGCCAGCUGUCCAGCACGCUGCAGGAGCUGGGCGUCACGCGGCCCGCCGCGCGCCGCGCGCCGCCCGCCUCCGACGACGACGGCAGCCCGCCGCCGCCGCCGCCCGCGCCCCCCGCCGCCCCCGCCGCCCCCGCACCGCCGCCGCCGCCGCGAGCCGCGCCGCGCCCGCUGCUAGACCCGCUGCAUCUGCAGUUCUCCGUCGCGCUCCAGAGCCUGAGCGUGACGGCGGCGCUGCUGCCGUCGCUGCAGGCGCAGUACCGCAUGGAGCACGUGCAGAGCGCCGGCGUCACCGGCCACAAGGCACACUUCACCGUCGACCUGCCGCAGCACUCGCUCAGCUUCGUCACCAAGCUGCAGACGCAAACGCAGACGGAGGCGAACAUCCCCGCGGCAGCGUCGGUAGCGCUGCCCAUGGUGCACGUGGCGGCACGCGUGCUGGACGCGGGGCCGGGACAGGGGCCGGGGGCAGGACCGGAGCCGGGGCCGGGGGCAGGGCCAGAGCCAGGGCCGGGCACAGGGCCAGAGCCAGGCCCGGGCGCGGAGCCGCUGGAGGGCGUGGUGCUGCGCGCGGGCCGCUACCUGGCGGCGACGGCCGACAUCGGCCUCUUCGAGCACACGCUCUCCACCGACCUGCUCAACCACCUCGUCUUCGUGCAGAAGGUCUUCAUGAAGGAAGUGAAUGAAGUAGUACAGAAAGUGUAUGGUGGCGAGAAACCCGUGCCGUUGUGGAACGAGGAGGAGGCGUCCUCGUCCGCCCUCAGCAGGAUAUUGUUCACGCUCAUCAUCAGGAUCAAGCGCAUCCAGCUGACGGCGACGACGCCCAGCAACUCGGCGGUGCGGCUGGAGACGGGCGCGGUGGAGUUCGAGCUGUCCAACCGCGUGCAGAACGUGCCCGGGCCCGGCCCGCGCCACCAGCUGCGGCUCUUCGCACGCGCACAGGUGGAUGUAAACCUAAGUUUGGGACAAGUGAUACGCAACGCGAUGUUCGAGGAAGCGGAGCCCGAAUUUCAACAGUACGCGUUUUUCAACACUAGAAUCGCGAUGCGCAACGCGUUCCGCGAGGAGACGGUGGCGGGCGAGGACAAGGAGGUGGUGCUGAUCACGCUGAAGCGGCCGCUCGUGUACAUCCAGCCCGUGGCCGUGGACCGGGCCAUCCUCGUCUGGCUCAACUACAAAAACGCUUACGAGUACUGGAACGAGAAGCGGCUCAACCUCAACAAGGAGGUGCUCACCGCCACGCAGCAGGUCUUCGAGAAGGUACAACUGACGUCACAGAUCACUACUCCACAUCUGAGUACUCUGUUCCUUCAGCUGAACGUUGACGAUAUCGGCAUUUGUCUGCCGCUCAACCAGCCGCCGGUGGCGGGCGGCGGCGCGGGCGAGGCGGAGUGGCGCGGCGCGGUGGUGGUGACGCUGGAGAGCACCAGCAUCUCCGCCUGCAGCUCGGGCGCGCUCGUCUCCAAGGGCCGCUUCGUGGGGCUGUGCCUGCGCUUCGCCGACGACUUCGAGGCCUCGCUCGACGACUGGAAGCCCGAGCCCGGCGCCACCGCCAACGUCUGCUGCGUCUCCGAGGGCACCUACGAGGUCUGCAGCCGCACCGCCGCCGCCAAGCGCCACGAGAACGCCAAGUGGUUCCUGAACGUGUCGUGGCAAAUGGAGGGCGUGGACAUCCACCUGGACGUGUCCGUCGGCAAGCAGCUGUCCGCGCUCGGGCACACGCUCACCAUGCUCACUGGGUUUGAAGAGGAAGACCCACUGAAGAUGGAUUACGAGAGCGACCUGGACGAUGAAGCUGACAACAGCAAAGAUUCACAAGAGAGCAUAGUGCUGCGUCGCAAGUACACGGACCACCUGCCCGCGUUCGUGUUCGACACGAGCAUCGACUCCAAGAAGCGGUCCAAACUGAUCGAGAAGGAGAUGAACGAACAGGCCAAGAUCAUCAACGACCUGCGCACCCUCGGCGCCAGCCACACCACCAUCGAGCACGAGAUGAAGCGCCUGCACGACCUCGAGGCGCUCGUCUUCAAGGACUUCAGGAGGGACAUGAUCCAGAAGCUGCGGCGGCAGAGCGUGCGCGCCAGCUCCAUCACGCGCGGCAAGCUGGGGCUCGCCAACAACCGCAGCCGCUCCUUCGUCGUGCCCGACGUGCCCGCCCACCACCACCAGCCGCACGACACCACAGACUUCCACACCGGUGUAGAGACCAACCUAGUGCUGGCAGCUGGCGUGGGUGACUCCGGGGAGACGCUGCUAUUGGCUGAUGAAGACAACCGCCUCGCUGACAUCAUUGAGGGCAGUAGCUGGAGCUCCAUGGAGAGCGAGCCUAUCAAUGGGAACGGUAACUUUAAUUUUCAUUGUCUAUGGUACAGCGCUCCGUCGUCAGAGGGCGCCAAUGCGGAUGGCAAACAGGGCAAGAGCAAGACCGCGGAACCGAACAUUGAUUUUGAGUUAGACGUGAAAGUGCACAUCAACAGUGGCAAGUGCGUGCUGCACACCAAGGAGCCCUGCAGGGAUGACGACAUCAAGAUCGGCGGGCGCAUGCGCGUGGGCCGGUCGGCGUCGGGCGGGCUGGCGGCGCCCGACGCGGCCACGGGCUCCCCCACGGCACGCCGCAAGCCCGCGCACCAGCACCAGCACCAGCAGCACCACCAGCACCACCAGCACCACCAGCACCACCAGCGCCACCAGCCUGUGCUCGACCUCACCGUCUUCCGCGUGCCCGGUCUCCACCUCAAGGUGCACUACGAGUCGAAGACAGUGCCGGAAGACACAGCGUCCCCUCAGGGCGGGACCAGCGGUCCGAGUAGUAGCAGCGCGUCGGAGGCCGGGCCGGCUCUGUCGGGCGCGGCCCGCAAGCUGGCCAGCAAGAAGGCGGCGCUGUUCGCCUACAUCACGCUGCAGAGCAUCCCCGAGGAGACCAUCAUCAGCCCCCACAUACUGGAGUUCCUCGAGCAGACGCUGGAGCCCAUACCCACAAAGGCGUCUAUUUUUACUUCUACUUCAGAAGAGGCGCGGGCGGGGGUGGCUGGCGGGGCUGGCGGGGCGGGAGGAACGGGCGGCGAGUACGGGCAGUACGUGUACGCGUCGUUCCCGGUGGACGUGAUCGUGCACUUCCACAUGCAGCCGUCCACGUUCCGCUUCAGCUGCCUGCCCGCGUCGCGCGUCGAGUGCCUGCUGCAGCUGCCCAGCCUGCAGAUCGUCUUCAGCUCCAAGCGCGCCGGCGACGAAGAGAUGGCGGAGCCGGCGGUGGCGAUGGGCGGCUUGAGCGUGACUGGGUGCCUGGCGGACUUCUCCGUAUACAUCUUCCACCCGUACGGCGGCAAGAAAUCGAGCCUGAAGGAGGCGCAGUGGUCGCCGCUGGCCGAGAGCGAACGCAAGGACUCGCUGAGCGUCAACGUCGAGUUCGUCAAGUUCAACCUGUCGCGUUCCAGGAAGGUCAACUUCCACGCCGACCAGGAGCAGUCCAAGGCCACCGUGCGGUUUUCCACGAUCGUGGACGUGGGUUUGGCGUGGUUCAAGUACGACAUGCGGCGGCUGAGCGAGAUCCUGGCGUUCCCGAAGGCGUGGUACCGCCGCACCAUCGUGCGCCGCAUGUUCCUCGGCGACCUCAGCCUCAACGACUCGCACGCCGCCCACGCCGCCCACGCCGCCCACGCCGCCCACGCCGCGCACACGCACGCACACGCGCAUCACGCGUCGUCCAGUAACAAUGUUCCGGUGUCGCCGGUAUUGCCUCAGAGAGAGAAAACUAAGACUGCUGAUCAAAAAACUAAAGAUAACAAGGAGCCUGCGACGGUGGGCGCGGCGUGGGAGACGUUGGUGCUGUUCGCAGUCAACUUCACGCGGCUCAAUGUGCACAUGAACAUGGGCAACGUCAUGGGCAACGUCAGCUGGCAGAGCCGCGACUUCAACUGCACGGGGCGGCUGAGCAUCGGCAGCACCGGGCACCGCAACAUGCUGGUGGGCGUGGCGCUGGCCGGCUCGUCGCUGGACGCGCGCGCCGGCAUCGUCGGCGGCGCCAUCUCGCUCGCCUCCAUCGACACCUACGUGUACAUCUCGGAGGAGCCGGGCUGCUGGCCGGGCCACGUGUGCGGCGUGCGGCUGGCGGCGCUGGAGCUGCGGCUGGAGUACAUGGGCACGCCCGUGCUGCUGGCGCGCGUGUCGCGCCUGCGGCAGGCGCUGCGCGACCGCUGGCUGGCCGGCGCCGCCAGACCGGCGAUAAUUCUGACGCACGGCACACUGAGCUGGCACCAGCUUCAGAUUCUGAUGAGCCGCAGCACCACACCCGAUCUACUGAAGAUGCAGCUCAAGCUGGAGGAGUUCUUCACGCAGCAGUUCAAGUCUAGCAAACGGGUGUUCAGUUCACUGCACCCGAACUAUAGCAACGCGAGGCGAGACAAAAGAGAACCGGCGCCGCAGCCGGGCGCGAGCGAGGCGGCGGCGGGCGCUGGCGCUGCUGGUGCUGCUGCUGGCGGCGGCGGCGAGCUGCGCCACCACCGGCACUGGCAGCGCGUGCUGCAGCUGGUGUCCGGCCUGCGGCUCGCCUCGCUGCCCACGCCGCUGCCCGCCAACGGAACCGUGGUGGGCGGCACGAUGGAGCUGCACGGCACGAACAUCUCGCUGGCGUGCUUCCACGGCACUAGCUUCAAGGCCAAGUCGUGGGCGCUGUUCAGCCUCAAGGACCCCUGCAUCAGCUUCUCCACCGAGGCGCAGCAGGUCGCUGACGAGGAAGCAGAAGGUUGCCGGCCGGGGUCGCUGGACGUGCACGUGGUGCAGAGCCUGACGGCCAGCCUGGGCGGCUCCGGGGGCUCCGCUGGCUCGGCUGGAGGCUCCGGCGGCCACCAGUCGAUGGCUACCGUGUGCCGCAUGACCCGAGCCCUACUAUUCCCGCCACAGUUCAAGACGCUGCGCGAAUGGUUCCAGUAUGCAUUCGCCAACAGCGAGAUUGACGCGAUCGAGAUGUUCCCGUCGCUGGAGCGCGAGGGCACCGGCGGCGGCAACACCGGCAGCACCGAGCGCGACCGCGGCGACCGCGCGGCCGCCGCCGGGUCCGCGGCCGGCGGCGGAGGCGGCGGCGGCGGCGGCGGCGGCGGCAAGGGCGCCGACAAGAGCGACAAGCACGUGCGCGAGGUGAUCUUCGCGCUGCCCAGCCUGCAGCUGCACCUGCGCACGCAGCACAAGCAGCGCCGCGCCGCGCCCACCGAGCGCGAUGAGAAACCAGUGGUUGAGUGCAGCUUUAUAACGGAAUUCGAGGACCACAUAUUCGUGUCGGUGGACGCGGAGGCGUUCCUGUUCUUGCACGAUCUCAUAUCUUCCUAUAUCAAAGAAAAAGACAGAGUCAUGCCGAGUGGUGGGCGGGGCGCGUGGGGCGAAGGAAGCGGUAACGGGUCGAGCCGGGCGGCGCGGGGCGGCGGCGGCGUGCCGGGCGGCGGCGGCGAGGCGCUGGUGCAGGACUACCGCGACUACCGCUGCGUCACCUGGCACCUGGAGCCCACCGUCAGAUUACUAUCGUGGGCGGGCAAGUCGAUCGAGCCGUACGGCGUGGACUACAUCCUGCAGAAGCUGGGCUUCAGCCACGCGCGCACCACCAUUCCCAAGUGGCUGCAGCGCGGCACCCUCGACCCCCUCGACAAGAUCCUCUCGCUGGUGCUGCUGCGGCUCGUCACCAUCGUGCCGCACGAGUAACCUACCUCCCAGCUGCACUUUUCAGGUAACCAGCAUUCAGAACCAGUACGUAGCUAUAAAGGCCAGCUGGGUACUUCCCACCCUCAAAAACUGGUCUCCUCCUAGAAUAUUAACUGUCAUUGGUUUUUUAUUGAGAUCGGAUGUUUAAAGACAUUGACAAGCUUGCACACUGCCGUUAGGAAGGAAAGGAAACCCUAAUUAGACCAGUGUACAUAAUACCAACUAUUUGAGAAAUAAUAACAGACCUAAAGCUAUUUAUUAGCUUUCCAUUAAUUAUAAUUUAUUAUUUCGUAUAACCCGCCGAUGAAAAUGUACUAGUCCAUUAAUAUUACGUCCUCACUGCAAGAGACCUAUUAAACUCGGACGGGUUAUGCGAAAUGGAUUCUAGUAUGAUUCGAGUAUAUUUUCUUGAGAUUUGAACCGUCGUACAUACGAGAAUGUGUGUAGAUACAUGAAGAAAUAAAAAAGGUGAGGAAUUAUUAUAUGAUAUCUGCCAUUGAUUAAGUCACUUCCAGUUUCCGUCAGAUAAUGUUUAGUUAUGUUGCAACCAAGAAGCUUCUAACCAAAUGGAAGAUAAAUUCUUAAAUUACAAUUGUACCUUGCAUUUUUAUUGUAUUAUGUUAAGAGAAAACCAGUAGCUGCAGCGCUGUGCAGCUGUUCACAUUGCGCUGGGACGCUUACUGCUUCAGCUGAGCCCGUUCCUUUUGCCUAAUAUGAGACACUUCUUGUUCUUAUUUUCUGUUAUAAUUAUGUUUUUCUGCCAAUAAAUGGCAUCUAUUCUAUUAUAUUUAAGUAUUAAAUAUAUAUCCUUAAAAGAAAUCACUUCUAAAUGUAAACGAGACGAAUAAACCGCCAUUGUUUACCAUAUGUUUCUAUCAAUUGACGAUUAGGGCGUAAAUAAGACACACUGUUCAAAAUUAACCUUUUUAUAUACUUUGACAAUUGUUUUUUUUUUUUUAUAAAAAGAAUUGAUAAAACAAUUGAAAUAAAAACAAAAAUACAUACAAUACUAUAAUUAGUGGUCCUUCGAGCCGGAGUCGCUGGUUCAUAUCCGGUUCGAAGGACCACCAAUUUAUGUUUGUAAAAUAUGCUUGUUCUUGUUAUAUAAUAUAAUAAAUAAUAAAAUUAUAUAACAAGAACCAGCAUAAUUUACAAACAUACACUGUAAAAAAUAUAUCUCUUUUUGGAUAUAGCCUUCUUGGUGGCAACAUAUUAUUCUUCUACGAAUUCGAUUAAAUAAUUUAAAAAUUAUACGACUAGUAAUUCGAUUCGAUAUUUAUGAAAGGAAAUUAUUAAAAUGUAGCGAAAUUUAUUGAUUAACAGAAUGUAAACAGUCCAUAAGUAUAGAAAUAAUAAUAAGAACGUUAAAAUGAAUCGUUUCUUAAA